GCAUAAUCAACAUAAAUCGUUUCUGCGGUGUCGCCAUUUUUGUUUCAAAUUUACGAGAACAAAAAUAUUAUGUGGCCGCACAACGCGAACCUAAAUUCGGCUACAUCACUGGCUUGGCUCGGAAGGGAACAAGCCAGCAAGUCGAUUUAUGAGAACGGCAUAAUGUUUGGAGAGCAUGCUAAAAUGAGUAAUUUCGGACGGCAAAACAGUAUGUUGCUGAGUCCUACUACUCCGGACGAUGUAUUUUCAGAGGGAAAUUUACCAAGCAGAUCUAUUUCGUUAAAAUCUGAUGAAAGAUUUUGCAGCAGUCAUUCGACAGACAACGAAGAAGAUCAAAAAGAACAUCUUCAUUCGGAUGUCGAAUGUUCGUAUCCAAGUCGAGACGAUUCGGCCUGGAAUGAAAAGGUCUCGGAAAACACAUUCAAGUUAGGACUUCCAUUCGUUCAUCGAAGACAUAUUGAUGCCAAAUCGGUUUCACCUAUUCCAACAAAAAUGACUUUGUUUGAGCAUCCUAGAUCAUCUAGUGCACCAAAACAAGGGUUUCUAGAAACCAACAUGAAUGAUAGAAUACAGAACACGUCCUUUGUUAUGCAUAAUCGUGACGAAGUCACUUUUAAAGAAGGCUGGAAAGAAGUGAGAAAUGAUAGUAUAAAAGAUAAAGCCGAAAAUGAGGGAAUUCAGCACCACAGAAAAAAGCUGAAUUUUGGCAUCGAUAGUAUUUUGGGUGACGAUGUGUCAAAAAAUAAAGAAAAGCGGGAAGAUGAGUGCAAUGAAAGAAAACAAAUCAAAUUUAAUCGUUCUUUAUCCGCUGGAAAACCGCAAAAUUUAACUGAGCACGAAGACGACAACAGAUUUGGAAUACGUUUGCGUCAUUCUAUGUCUGGUAAAGAAGAAUGUAUACGUCCAAAAGACGAUUACAGAGUAGACAACAACAAUAAUAAAUGUGAUGAAAUAAGAGAUAUUUUUCGUGUUGCUCGAUCUGAAGACGGCACCACCAGAAAGGGCGACGAUACCUUGCAACAAAGCCACCAAGUGGCGAUGCAAAUGCUAAAACAAGCUCACGAGAGAAUGAGCUCAUUUGACAACAAACAAGCACAUCCAGGCGAUUUAUCAAGGCUUUAUUACGAAAGGCAAAUUCAAUUGUACUUGUAUAAACAAAGACUACUCAGUCAAUUACAAACAAACGGUGCAGCAAGAGAUCAAAGUUUAAACCUUCUGGAAAAAGUACCGCACGGCCUCCCACAAUUUCCACCUUCGUUUCUGCCAUAUUAUAUGAACCCAUACUUUCAUCACGCUUAUAACAAUUUACAAAAACGAUGCUCUACGGACUCGUCGGACUCCACAGAUGAAGCCAAAGAAAGGCGAAGAUCGACGGCUUUAGAUUAUCGCGAUGGUACCGAUAGAGAUCCGGAGCAGCGAGCCAGUUUACACUUAAACGGACUAGACCACAAAUAUCGGUCUCAUAUUGAUUCAAGUGUACAAUCUGGCGAAUUAUCGCCUAUACGGAAAUUCCCCUUUGGAAUUGGCAAUGAGUCUUUACCAAUACCAAGGAUCUCACCUCCCAGGGCGGAAAAUGCUCGCGAAAGCGACGAGCUCUCACUUCUUGAAAGACGACAAAAAGAAAUUGCAAAUCGAACAAAAUCAAAUUCGUUUCUGGAUUACUUGCGUCCUUCAAACUCUUCACGAUUACCGUUUCCAUUCAUGUCAGGUAUGAGACACAGAAGCGCUGAAGAAAAUAUUGAUUCUCAUCGUCAGAACAAGGAAAGGUUCGCGAGCUCUAUAGACCGUGAUGUUCCUAUUCCGAGACCUGUUGGUUUUGGUCCCCAAGGUCUUGGGACGAUGCCAUGGAACCAAAAUGCACUCCGCCAAAACAGGUCACCACUCGAUCAAUAUCCAUUAUCUUAUGGGAGUUCAAGUUUUCAACCACAAACAAUUGCCGGAAUCAAUACUUCGUCAAUCUCUGCCGUUCGUGGAAUCAAAUCGCCAAGUUUUUUGAGAAGUUUGUCACAACGAUUUGACGGCUGGGGAGCAGCGCAUGGUUCAUCGCGUCUAUCGAUGGGACAAGGAAAUCGCUUUGAACAUCAUCACGUUAGCAAUAAUUAUGAUGCCAGAAAUAUGACGGUAUCAGGAACUGGAAGAAAAAGAAGGAAGUGGAAUAGAGCUGUUUUCAGUCUCUUGCAAAGACAAGGUUUGGAGAAAAGUUUCGAAACUCAGAAAUAUGUGGCGAAAGCAGAACGAAGAAAGUUAGCUGAAGCACUUAACCUUACAGAUGCACAGGUCAAAAUUUGGUUUCAGAAUAGAAGAAUGAAAUGGAGACAAGAAAUUAAAAUGAAAGAUCGUGGUUUGGUCCCAACUAACAAUAGUAAUAAUCUGAAAAGAGAACCAUUCGCCAGCGACAAAGAUUCAGACGAUGAUGCGAUGGUGAUAGAUGACAGAGAUUGUGACGAAAAACAUGAAGGAAACGUUAUUAACGUAGAGUAAAGAAGUCUCAAGAAUACAAAAAUACGGAUUCAAGAUUGUGCCAUUUUGUAAAACUAUGUUCAAUAUGGCGCGGGAGUUGAAAUUUAGUUACAAAAGGACGAAAUAAGAGAAUUUCGACUGUAUCUAGAAUAAUAGAAGGUGAAUAUUUGGACAGUUUUAAUAAAAAAGCAGUCCUGACUGAGCUCACAUAACUGCUCCAAAGGAACAAUGCCAAAGUUCCGUCCCCUAGACUCGAGCUGAAAGUUAAUUCAUUGGUCUCUAAAUUGCAUCAUUAGCGGUCUGUCACUUUUUUGUUUUUAAAUUAAUUGUCUGCAGAAUGUUGGUAUAUCAAACAGCAACGUAAAACGAGAUAGUUUGUUGAAUAAUAGUUAACGAAGUUAGAAGGAAGUGAAGCAGGUACAACCCAUUCAUGUAAUAUGAUAUUUCAUGUCUACCUACUAGUUGGAAUAUUUACGAUGAUACCAACGAUAGCAUAGUUCUCGUAAUACGAGUAUUCAACUAUUACUGUGAUAAAAUAACCGCACAUUUAAUGCAAUUUUAUCGUUAUUCAGUCAAAAGCCCAUGCCAAAUUACAUUGACUUUUUAAAAGCUUAGUAUGAGAGAGUAAAAAAAUAUCAGCCGAAUAUUCUUUACCACGUAUGAGCCUGGUAAAUUAUAUUGAAGAUCACAUUACCAUAAUAUGUUAAAAAAUUUAAAAACUUUUUUAUAGCAUAUUAUUUGAAAUGUGAAAACAUAUCGUUAAAAUGAGAUAUGAUUUGUGAAAUGACAUUUGUUUUGAACACAAAUAUAUUUUAGCCCGUAAUUGCUAGGAAGUCUAACAAUAGAUAUGGCGAGUGACAGGUGGCAACCCUGCUCAUCAAUGGCUGCUAUGCAAACGUGAUACUCUUGCUAUCAAUUAUCUUUUCCUGAUACAUGGUUCCAUUUAACAAUUUUUUCUUUUUGUAGCGCUUAUGCUGUAUUCAACUUUAGCAUGAGCCUGUUUUCGUGUCAUUUUUCUAAUCAAAGAUAUACAAUUUCAUGGUCUAAUGCUAAAUAUGGGUGAAAUGAAUAGAAAUAGUCAAGUCAUUCACAAAGCAAUUUUUAGAGACCGAUCGUCUUACUGACUUGCACGGCGAAAUUCACCAAAAAAUGGAUUAAAUAUUUUUUUAAUGUAAUGAUCAGAAUUGGUAAUGCUAUCUACAACGAAUAGCAUAUCUAUACAUAUGCAAUUGUUCGGAUACGGCAGACGAAUCUGUCACAAUGAAUAAAAAGCCGGAAAUCUAUUCAAACUAUUCCACAAAGGUAAUAUGGUCUUUGAUGCAAUCACGCUAUUGUUCUCAUUGAGGUGAAUUGUUUUUAGAUGCUAAGUACCGAUUGAAUGUAUCACCAUUAAAAAUUAGUUUCUUUUUUUAUAUAUAUUUUUGAAAUGGCCCAGGCUGAACCUAGAAUGAAAUUAUGUUCUUGCUAUAUAAUGUAUGAUAUCAACGAAUGGUAAAACUGAUCAUGUAUAGACAAUAUCGUAUUAUGCAUAGUUUAUAUAAAUGGUGUUUCUGUUAAACAGAAACGCUUAAAUAACCAAGUAUUUUUGUGCUAAACUUUAUGUUUAGGAUCCAUUUAUAGCUCAAUUUCAACUAUGCCUAUAUCACCAUAUCAACAAGAUGAGGUCUUACUUACAAAGAAACUGUGCGAAGUUUUUUAAACUCUCAAUGAAAGUUCUGAACUAUCAUAAAAUGAAAAAAGUUCACUCAACUCCAACACAAGCCCCCGUCCGAUUCCCAGUUCUACCGGUACCCUGUUUUUUUUAUAAUGUCAUGAAUUCCCACGCGAACUUAUGUGAUGUGCACGUCCAAUAUUUUUCGUUGUCUGGUGCUGGCGAUAUAUUGCACUACUAUUUCGUAACAGUCAAAAAUAAAUGCGAUAUCGCGGUGGCUAUAAGUUUUUUUUAUUUGUGACAUUUUUGUCGUUACCUUGAUAUCGUCGCGCAUUCCAUAUUUGCACAAAAUUUUGGACCAGCUUAGGACUUAGGAAUCAAUUUCAGUGUGUAAAUAUUUCCUUCUUCAUAAAGCACGAAUUGACAGUUGUUUAAAUUGCAUUUAUAACAUUUUCAUGUAUCUGAAAUCAUGUGCCCUGUUCCAUUUUUUGGGUAAUUGACCGCGUUUUUUGUGCAUUUCAUUAUUUUAUUACAUUUUAAUUCAUUAUACUUUUUAAAAACUAUUGGUCAUUUGUUUUUGAAUAGAACCACAACGCAAAUUUGUUGCAAGCACUCUUGUCUUCGAUACAUUGUAUGAGUAGUGUAGUUGUAGAAAAACUACGUGUAACCUACAUAAUUGAUUUUUUACUUACCGAAUUCUGAUGAUAACCCUGCAAAGUUCAGUAAAUUUUAGACUUUUUUUUAUUUUUUCUUUAUUUUUGAUUGG
Molecule: messenger RNA, 4877 nt
Organism: Styela clava
Lineage: Eukaryota; Metazoa; Chordata; Ascidiacea; Stolidobranchia; Styelidae
Biological process (GO): regulation of DNA-templated transcription
Molecular function (GO): DNA-binding transcription factor activity, RNA polymerase II-specific; sequence-specific DNA binding
Source: RefSeq, a predicted model, not a curated record